ACAUAUGCAUUGAUUAGUCAUCUCUUGCGUUACACUCAAUGCAAAAGUCCAUUGAAUGCCUCAUACAAUAGGCAUAUCAUAGGGGGAAAGGCGUCGCUGGCACUGGUUCAUUUGUUUUGCCCAUUUAUUAUUUAUUUCACCAUUAAGUUCAAUACACAAGUGUUUGGUGUCUCUCUCCAUAGCAUUGAACACUAAAAAACUUGUUUUCAAUUUGUGUCUCAUUUUUAUAAUCGGUUUUUGAGUUUUCAAAACACAAACACAUAUUCGUGUCCAUCGAGUGGUGAUCACUGCUUAAGAAGUUAUGGUUAAGGAUCGGCUACAAGAGCUCAGACAAGCACAGAUGGACGACGAUAACCACGUGGUGAUCAUCACCGAGAAUACAUCCCUUCGUAACUCAAUGGAUGUCUUUUUCCAAGAGGUGGAACAGAUCCGCCAAAGUCUUGACAAAAUGGAGGCUAACGUGAAAGAAGUGGACAAAAUUCAUUCAACUAUUUUAAGUUCACCACAAAAUGAUGACAAACUGAAGCAACAAUUAGAAGAUCUGAUGGCAGACAUCAAGAGAACCGCUCAAAGGGUGCGAACAAACUUAAAAGGUAUUCAUCUGUCUUCGGCCUCAAGAAGUUGUUUAUCACUUCAUUGGUGUUUAUGUGUCACCGAAACUAAUCCAUGUGUUGUGUCAGCAAUAGAGCAAAACAUAGAGUACUUGGAAAAGAUGUCUAACGCCAGCGCCGACUUCAGGAUCAGGAAAAUACAGCACUCGAUGUUACUCCAGAAGUUUAUCGAAGUGAUGACCGAAUAUAAUACCACACAAACGGACUAUAGGGAGAGGUGUAAAAAUCGGAUUCAAAGGCAACUAGAAAUCAGUGAGCAAUUGAUCCCAACUUCCUAUGCUCUGCGAUACUAA
Messenger RNA from Oppiella nova, 904 nucleotides. The record is from the annotation of a GenBank genome assembly. Lineage: Eukaryota; Metazoa; Arthropoda; Arachnida; Sarcoptiformes; Oppiidae.